Lepisosteus oculatus (spotted gar) is the source of this 1002-nucleotide messenger RNA. Lineage: Eukaryota; Metazoa; Chordata; Actinopteri; Semionotiformes; Lepisosteidae. The record is from RefSeq and is a predicted model, not a curated record.
GCACUGCGGGCGCCCCUGGCCUUGGCGACCGCCACGGGCACCGGGACCACCGCCGGCGCCGCCAUCCGAGAGGCAGGGGCGGGGCCCUCCCCCCGCCAGCACCGCUGCUCCCAGUGCGGGAAGGGCUUCAACUACUCGGGGGACCUGAAGACCCACGAGCGCAUCCACACGGGCGAGCGGCCCUACGGCUGCCCGCAGUGCGGCAAGCGCUUCAUCCGCGCCAGCUGCCUGAAGCGCCACCAGCGGGUCCACACGGGCGAGACGCCCUACGGCUGCCCCCAGUGCGGCAAGAGCUUCAGCCAGUCCUACUACCUGCACAUCCACCAGAAGACCCACACCACCGAGCGCAUGUACAGCUGCUCCUUCUGCGGCAAGCGCUUCGGCUACUCCAGCAACCUGAAGAAGCACCUGCUGGUGCACACCGGCGAGCGGCCCUACCGCUGCGCCCAGUGCGGCAAGAGCUUCAUCCAGCAGGACCACCUCAAGACCCACGCCCGCAUCCACACGGGCGAGCGGCCCUACUGCUGCGCGCAGUGCGGCAAGCGCUUCAACCAGCUGGAGCACCUGAAGAUCCACCAGCGCACCCACACGGGCGAGCGGCCCUACGGCUGCCCGCAGUGCGGCAAGAGCUUCGGCGACGCCGCCAACCUCAACACCCACCGGCGCCUGCACACCGGCGUCAAGCCCUACCGCUGCGCCCAGUGCGGCCGCAGCUUCAACGACUCGGGGAACCUGAAGACGCACCAGCGGGUCCACGCCAGGCAGGGGGGGGCGGCGGCAGCGGCAGCCGGGGCGGCGGGGGGGGAGGGCGCAGGGGAAAAGAAAGCCGAAGACGGGCCGUGAUCCGGCGCGCGCACGAGAGAGAGGGACUCUCAACCCUGGUGCCACCCCCCUCCCUCCCCUGCUGGUCCACCGACGGCCUCGCGGCUCCCGAGCCCGGGGCCCUGAUGUACCGCGAGGCCCCCCGGACCUCCCUAUUAAAAACCCCAGUUUGAAACCGAG